Messenger RNA from Prunus persica (peach), 4855 nucleotides. RefSeq names its product histidine kinase 3. Bases 1014 to 4127 code for a protein of 1037 amino acids. The transcript is spliced from 11 exons. Gene Ontology annotation, molecular function: phosphorelay sensor kinase activity. Gene Ontology annotation, biological process: phosphorelay signal transduction system; phosphorylation. The record is from RefSeq and is a predicted model, not a curated record. Lineage: Eukaryota; Viridiplantae; Streptophyta; Magnoliopsida; Rosales; Rosaceae.
GAAAGUUGGAAAAAAAGCGGGGAUUUCUGCUGAGUGGGAAGGGAAGUAUACCUUUACUGCCCUUAAUUUCUAAAUAUUUUUAUGACAUUAUUUGUAAGUAAUUCUAUAAACAAAUUAUUUAAUCAUUUUAAUUUUUAAUUUUUAUUUGUUCGCUUGGGUGGAUGUUUUUGGAUAGAGAUAAUGGCCCUGUGAAGCUAGCAGACAUUUCUACCAUCAUAUUCUUCUAAAUUAUCUCUCACAGUCACAGAUUCUUCAUCAUUCUUAGUGUCCAUGAAUCCACACUUGUUAGCUUCUUCCUUCUCUCCCAAAACUGCUUCUUCCACCAUUAUCUUUAUUCCUUAAUAGUGUUGGUGUUGCUCCACUGCAUAAUAAUACAUCUCUUCAGCUUGCCUUACUCAAUAGUCAAACCUUAACAACACCCACAUGCUUCAACUUGCUCUGCUUUGAUUUCAGGAAUUUAAGGAGUCUCCUAGACUAGAUUUCCUUCCAGAUUCUUUGUUGGGGAGCUGUUUGUUUCUGAUUUGAUAACUAAAUUUGGAAUCUUUGUUGCCCAGUUUGGCCCCAUUGCUUGUUUUGGGCUUUGGUUGGUAGUUCAAGAGGAUAAUCAAAUUCUUCUUAGAAUAGAAACCAGAAUCUUGGGAUUCUUUGGUUCUUCUUGGGAUUGGGAGUGCUGUAAAUUUGUUGUCUUUCCUAAUUUUGGGACCUGGUUUUGCUUGCACUCUCCAAUUGGAAGUUAUUUGGUGGGUGGAUAAGGUAACAUUUUCAACAUCUUCCCACACCCACACAUCCUUUGCAAUCUAUCUGCCUGGUUUAGUGAAUUGGAGGUCGGUGGAUUUGUUUUUCCAAGUUUGGAUUUUUCUUUCUAAUGUUGGGUUAAGCUUGACAGUUCCUGUAGAUUUGAUUGGCUCUCUCUCUCUCUCUCUCUCUCUCAUUUCCACCUGGAAUCAACAAGAAGUCAGAGUCACUUCAUCUUGGCACUGUUGUUAGUUAACUUCCCUUGUUUACUGCUGUGGAUGAGUUUUUUCCAUGUCUUUGGGUUUGGUUUGAAGGUGGGGCAUCUACUUUGGAUGCUAUGUUGCUGGAUUAUAUCUGUGAUUUCCAUGAACUGGUACCUUACUGGUGGGAUUAUGGACACCAAGGCUGGUUUGCUUGGUGAUGGUGGAAAGAUGUGCCUCAAAUGGUGGGAGAAGAUCCCAAUGAAUAUUAGUAAGAUCCGUCAUCAUUACUACCAGUAUAUUGGGUCCAAGAGAGUCCGCAAAACUUGGUGGAAAAGGCUUUUGGUUUCAUGGGUGGUUGGUUGGACGAUUGGGAGCCUAUGGAUCUUCUGGUACAUGAGCUCACAAGCUAAUGAGAAGAGGAAAGAAACUCUUUCAAGUAUGUGUGAUGAGAGGGCAAGGAUGUUGCAGGAUCAAUUUAAUGUGAGCAUGAACCAUAUUCAGGCCAUGUCCAUGCUGAUCUCGACUUUCCACCAUGCCAAGUACCCAUCUGCUAUUGACCAGGAAACUUUUGCGAGGUACACUGAAAGAACUGCUUUUGAGAGGCCCCUCACGAGUGGUGUGGCAUAUGCUGUAAGGGUGCUCCACUCGGAAAAGGAACAAUUUGAGAAGCAGCAGGGCUGGACUAUCAAGAGAAUGGAUACCCUCGAACAAAACCCAGAUCAUAAGAAUGACUAUUCCCCAGAAGCCUUGGAACCAUCCCCAGUUCAGGAAGAAUAUGCUCCUGUCAUCUUUGCACAGGAUACCGUCUCACACAUCAUCUCUUUUGAUAUGCUGACGGGGAAGGAAGAUCGAGAAAAUGUGCUGCGCGCAAGAGAAUCGGGAAAGGGGGUUCUAACUGCUCCUUUUCGGCUGCUUAAAACAAAGCGCCUUGGAGUAAUAUUGACGUUUGCUGUCUACAAAAGAGAUCUGCCUUCAAAUGCAACUCCAAAUGAAAGAAUUCAAGCUACUGAUGGGUAUCUUGGUGGAGUCUUUCAUAUCGAGUCACUUGUGGAGAAGUUACUUCAACAACUCGCAAGCAAGCAAACCAUCCUAGUGAAUGUGUAUGACAUUACCAAUAAUUCGCAUCCAAUCAGCAUGUAUGGUUCAAAUGUUUCAGAUGAUGAAAUGCAGCAUAUUAGCACCUUAAGUUUUGGAGAUCCCUUAAGGAUCCAUGAGAUGCGCUGCAGGUUCAAGCACAGGCCACCAUGGCCGUGGUUAGCCAUUACAACUUCAAUUGGGAUCCUCAUUAUUGCAUUGCUUGUUGGGCAUAUAUUUCAUGCAACUGUAAAUAGGAUUGCCAAAGUGGAGGAUGAUUUCCAUAAGAUGAUGGAGCUCAAGAAACAGGCUGAGGCAGCCGAUGUUGCCAAAUCUCAGUUCCUUGCAACUGUUUCCCAUGAGAUCAGAACGCCAAUGAAUGGUGUCCUAGGAAUGUUACACAUGCUAAUGGACACAGACCUGGAUGUAACCCAACAAGAUUAUGUUAAAACUGCCCAGGCCAGCGGAAAAGCACUAGUCGCACUUAUAAAUGAGGUCUUGGACCAAGCAAAGAUUGAAUCUGGUAAGCUGGAGCUCGAGGCAGUGCGUUUUGAUCUGCGGGCAAUUCUGGAUGAUGUUUUAUCACUCUUUUCUGGGAAGUCUCAAGAAAAAGGAGUAGAGUUGGCAGUAUACAUCUCAGAUCAGGUUCCUGAAAUGCUUAUUGGCGAUCCCGGAAGGUUUCGGCAAAUUAUCACCAACCUCAUGGGGAACUCAAUCAAAUUCACAGAGAAAGGACACAUCUUUGUGACGGUUCAUCUUGUCAACGAGCUGAUCGGCUCAAUAGAUGUUGAGACUGAAUCAUCAUCGAAGAACACUUUGAGUGGUUUCCCUGUUGCAGAUAGACACCGUAGCUGGGGUGGAUUCAGGUGUUUCAGUCAAGAGGGAUCCGCAAGCCAUUUCGCAUCGUCCUCUGAUCUCAUUAAUGUUAUUGUAUCUGUUGAGGACACAGGAGUAGGAAUCCCUCUAGAAGCCCAAUCUCGCGUUUUCACUCCUUUUAUGCAGGUUGGACCAUCCAUCUCACGUACACAUGGAGGAACAGGAAUUGGGCUAAGCAUAAGCAAGUGUUUGGUUGGCCUCAUGAAAGGGGAAAUCGGAUUUGUGAGCAUUCCAAAGAUUGGUUCCACAUUUACAUUUACUGCUGUUUUCACCAAGGCCUUCUGUAAUUCAGAUGAUUUUAAGAUCCAGCAAAUCAACAGCCAAUCAAAUGCUCCAUCCUCAGAAUUUCAUGGCAUGACAGCAUUAGUUGUGGACCAAAGACCUGUUAGGGCCAAGAUGUCAAGAUAUCAUAUCCAACGGCUUGGAAUUCGUGUUGAAGUAGUUUCUGAUUUGGAUCAGGGUUUAUCCAGUUUGAGCUGUGGGAAUACAUCUGUCGAUAUGGUCCUUGUUGAACAGGAAGUUUGGGAUAAAGAUUCGGGCACUUCAGCUCUCUUCAUCAAUAAUUUAAGGAAAAUUCGUUGCCGUCCACCGAAUCUGUUCAUUCUUACUAAUUCUAGUAGCUCUUGCAGAAUAAACUCUGCAACUUCAGUUGUCUCUAACCCAACUGUCAUCAUGAAGCCUCUCAGGGCAAGUAUGCUUGCUGCCUCACUACAAAGAGCCAUGGGAGUUGGCAACAAGGGUAAUCCUCGAAAUGGGGAGCUCCCAAGUUUGACUCUCCGCAAACUUCUACUUGGGAGAAAAAUUCUUAUUAUAGAUGAUAAUAAUGUCAAUCUAAGAGUAGCUGCUGGUGCUUUGAAAAAGUAUGGGGCUGAAGUGGUCUGUGCAGACAGUGGUAGAAAGGCAAUCUCACUGCUUACACCGCCCCACCAUUUUGAUGCCUGCUUCAUGGAUAUCCAAAUGCCAGAGAUGGAUGGGUUUGAAGCUACAAGACGAAUACGCGAUAUGGAACGCAAUAUCAGCAACAGUAUUCAAAAUGGCAAAGUUUCUGCCGAGGAUUAUGGAAAUAUUUUAACAUGGCAUGUCCCAAUUCUGGCCAUGACUGCGGAUGUAAUUCAGGCCACCCAUGAAGAAUGCACAAAGUGUGGAAUGGAUGGAUAUGUUUCCAAACCAUUUGAAGCUGAACAGCUCUAUCGUGAAGUUUCACGUUUUUUCCAAUCAACUUCAAAGGGGAAUUUGUAGAGAGGACUUGAAUUGAAGACUUGCUGCUGACAUAAGCACAGGCGCUCUUUCUCCGGGACGCUUUAAAUGGAUUCAGAGUUUUCCCAGUAGAGAACAAUUCUUUUUGUUGCGGAGAGUGUAUAUAGGAGCCCUGCUUGAUUACAUGGGAUAUUCAUAUUUGAGUGUUAGUUUUUCUUUUCUCGUAUUUUUUCUCCGAGCCAGACAUCAAAGCUGGUUCAUUCUUCCUUGUAAAGUUGAUCCAUCUGCAAGCCCUUUUCACUGAAGUUGGUAACCUGGAAUGUUAAGUUCCAGCAAGAGCUACUUCAAAGUGAGAUAAAUACAAUGCCUUCAUGGAAGCCCUGGGUUUGCAUUGCCAUCCCAAAUGUACUAAUAAAAGUUGCAAUCAUUGAAAAUUUAUCAGUAUCAGUCAGUUGUAGUAUCAUAGAGAUGGAUCUGAUUUGGCAGAAAGAAGGAAUUCUAACUUACUUGGAAACUGGUGGAGAAUGGCCCUUGUAUAUUACAACAAAGUUAAUAAAGAUUUGUAGCCAGCCUUUUCUUUUUCAUUUUGGUUUGCUCCCUAACAGUUCAAGUUUGAUUCGACUUAGGUUUGAUGUAAAGUUUGAUUCAGUGUAGCAGUGAUGUAACUGUACAACAAUGUUGAUAAUUUGAGAAAAUCUCAUGAUUCUUGUCUGGUUUGUACAUUUCAAAGAGUCAUUAUGACUUCUUAUAUGCAACUUACUAAUCACCAA